This is a messenger RNA of Spirometra erinaceieuropaei, 252 nucleotides long. The record is from the annotation of a GenBank genome assembly. NCBI's taxonomy places the organism in Eukaryota, Metazoa, Platyhelminthes, Cestoda, Diphyllobothriidea, Diphyllobothriidae.
AUGGGUUCGCCGAUUUCGGGGUUCGUCGCCCAGGCGUUCCUGCAACGGUUAGAGUCGCUGGUCUUCCAACACCAAAGACCGAAGUUCUGGGCCUGGUGUGUGGACGAUUACUUCGUCGUUAUCGACUGGGAUAAACUGCUGAUACUCAAGGCACAUCCGAAUGCGGUCUUUCUGGGCAUACAAUCGGAAGAGGAGGAGGAGGAGGAGGAGGAGGAGGAGGAGCAGGAGCAGGAGGAAGAGGAGGAGGAAUAG